GCGGAUUUACACGCUAGAAACCGGGUCACAAUACCCAUGGUGGGCAGAGCACUAAUUGUCUUUUGUGUAGCUUUGUGCUUAACUAACUACAAACAAAAAUUCAUGUUGCAUUGUAUCAGUUAAGUGCAACUGCUAUCUGCACUUGAGUUUCCCCAAUUUUAUUAUUUUUUAAAUAAUUUCAAAUCCUUUGCAAGUUGGCACUCUCAAUACUUUUUCCUUUAUUUGACUGGUUGAGUGGUAUGGGUGCCUGUUAAAUGAUUAUUUUAAGGCAGCAGUAGUGAAAGAAUAAGUUAAGACUGUACCUUGCCAAAAAUGCUGCUUUUAUAUGAAGCCAUACAAAAUCCAGUUGGCCAACAUUAUCUUGAAAAAUACCAGAAGAUAACUCCCAAUGAGCUCAAGUUCAUAGUGGACAGUAUGAGGUCUAAUCCCACGGUGUUCCAAGAGAAUGGUAUCCGUAUUGGUGGAGAAAAAUACAUUUGUUUGAAUGCAGAAAACACCCUGCUUCGGGGCAGAAAGGGAAGCUCAGCACUUUGUGUGGUAGCCACAGAACAAUGUUUAAUUGCAGCAGCUACAAUUGAUGGAGUUCCAGCUGGUAAUCUCAACAUGGUUGUUGAAAAGUUAGGGGACCACUUGAGAGCAUCUGGCUACUGAGUGUUUCCAUGUUCCUAAAACACAAAAUCUUCCAUUUCCCACCAAGGUUUCCAGCACAAACUGUCUGUUUAUUCAGUGACAACUGUGUUUCAUAACAGCAGCCGUUCUUUUUCUGACCUCUUCAGUACCUACACUGGAUUGAGUUCUGGACAUGGGAUGUGUGCUAGUCAUGAUACCAGAGAUUUUUAGAGGAAAUGGAAGGAAAAAAGUGUUUAUUCAUGCUCUAGGAUGUCCUUGUCGUCCUCAGAUAUCUUGUAUGUCUUGCAUCAUGCUUCAGGAAUUGAGCUUUGAUAAACAUAUCUCUCAGCUUAAGUAACCAGUUUUCUAAUAAAUAGGGCUCUUCAAUAGAUUAACAGUCCACUGCCAUGAAAAUAUUUAUGUGAAUCUUUUAAUCUGUAAUAUUUCUUAAUGUCCAUUUUACCAAGUUUGUAUCUCUGCUUUUUUAAUCAUUGCUGGUGAAUUUUAUAUUUUGUUAGAAUUAUCUGAAUUACCUUUGCCAUUAAGUGCUGCAUAAUUAUAGUGUGUGUCAAAAAAAAUUAGUUCAUAACAUAAGCAGCUUCAGUCUGUAUGUUCUUUAGAAUGCAUAAUAUAUUCCUUGUGCCAAGGGCUAUUAUCAUCUGUACUAGAAUACCUUGUACAGUUUUUGGUAUUAAGCUUUCUGGGUAUCAUAAUAUAAUAAAUCUUCAUUCCAGUGAAAGAUCCA
Limulus polyphemus (Atlantic horseshoe crab) is the source of this 1354-nucleotide messenger RNA. Its product is annotated as profilin-2-like. The coding region runs from base 313 to 651 and encodes 112 amino acids. Gene Ontology annotation, cellular component: cell cortex. NCBI's taxonomy places the organism in Eukaryota, Metazoa, Arthropoda, Merostomata, Xiphosura, Limulidae. The transcript is spliced from 4 exons. The record is from RefSeq and is a predicted model, not a curated record. Gene Ontology annotation, molecular function: actin monomer binding.